This is a messenger RNA of Toxoplasma gondii ME49, 3246 nucleotides long. Its product is annotated as WD domain, G-beta repeat-containing protein. The record is from RefSeq and is a predicted model, not a curated record. Gene Ontology annotation, cellular component: Prp19 complex; precatalytic spliceosome; catalytic step 2 spliceosome. The transcript is spliced from 8 exons. Gene Ontology annotation, molecular function: protein binding. NCBI's taxonomy places the organism in Eukaryota, Apicomplexa, Conoidasida, Eucoccidiorida, Sarcocystidae. The coding region runs from base 1013 to 2743 and encodes 576 amino acids. Gene Ontology annotation, biological process: mRNA splicing, via spliceosome.
CGCUCUGUACGUUGUCGCCUCCUCCUAUUUCUCGAAAAACGGCCUGUGGAGAGGGGCGAGCAGAAACCCCGGGAGAGCUGGAAGCGAAAAACGGAGUCUCAGCGUCGAUUCCCCGCAGUUUCUGCCUUUCUGGUACCCGGAACUCGGGUGUACAUACACCUGAAGACUCGCUGUUCCGCACAUUGUGUUCUGGCGUCGUGAACGCAGCUGGGGCAGCUUUUCUUGUGCUUCGUUCUCGCUUUUCGAGGACUUUUUUUCACGAACUGGCGAAGCCCUUUUUCGCGGCUUCGCGGAGGGGACGAAAUGCGUGUCUCCGCGUCGUUCUUUCCGUGGUGAGAGGAGCGUGACGGCGGCAAAGAGUGAAGAAGACUGCGCGAGAGCCGACGGAGACAGGGAGGGGAGGAUCUUUCAGAUGUCUCAGUUUUUUUCCCGUCCUCCGGUGCCUGCCCCCAGAGCGAGAACCGCGUUCUCUGGCGCAUGCAUGACAAAACCAAUAGUUUUUCCACGUUGCUGGUCUCUCUUCUUUCCUGUCAUUGCGCGUUCGUCUUUUCUCCGUGCUUUCUUCCUGGUACUGCGCGUUCGCUUCGGCUACUAAAUCAGUUUCUUCGGUCGGUCGCCUCUCUCGUUGUCCUCGCUCCUGCCUCGUCGAGUCUUUCGUCUUCAGAGUUCUGUCUUCUCUCUUCGUAAAGAUUGUCGUCUUUUCCCUUCUUUUUGUGCCAGUUUCCCUCUGCUUUCUGCCUCUUCGUCUCUCGCCGCCUCUCUUGCUGCAGCACCCUCUUGUGUGCCCAUCUCUUCGGAGCGUAGCUCUUUUCGCCGUCUUCGAUCUCUGCUGAUCCACCCAUUCGUCCUUUCUGUCUCUUCCGUCUCCUCGACCUUCCUCUCUUCGCCUCCUGUGCCGCCUUCCUUUUCUGUCCCUGUUCUCCGCCCAACUGUCUCACAUCGCCGCCUCGCGGCUGUUUCGUCCGCCUCGUCCGUGGCUUGUCGUUUCGUAGUCUUGUCGCCAUCCACCAGCAUGACGGCCGAGACGCUCCAGGAGGCCGAGCCGCCCCCAGUCGCCGGGCCUUCGCUAUCCGAGGAGAACGAGCUGUUCGGUGCGAGCUAUCCUCUCCACUCGUUUCCCUUGCUUCUGCAACAGUGCCAGAAACGGACGUACUCGCUGUUUGUGAACUCUGUCGGUCUGAAGCCCCCGCCGUUCCUCCCUGCAGUUGAAGAGAAAGUGAAGCUGAAGCUCCACGACGAGUACUUCUUCCCGCGUCUCCCGGCGGCCUCCGUCUCCUCCUCCUCUGCGUCUGUGCCUCCCUUCGCCAUCGAGCAGGGCGACGCUGCUGGAGCUCAGACAGAGCCGCAGAAGAAGGCUCUAGAGAACGGAGCCGCCGCGAGCGAGACGAAGAUGACAGAGAGCACGGUCCUCGCGGUUCCGUCCCAGCCCGCCGACGCCGACCUCGCCAAGCGGCCUCGCGUGCUCGCCUGCCCAGCUGUGCAUACUCCCGAGAUGACAGUCUCGGAGCUCCUCUCCGAGCUCUCUUCAAGGACCGCCGCCUCCUCGGUGCCCUACGCCUCUUCGGAGGUCUCUGGAGGAGCGGCAGGUGCGGCGCCAGGGCCCGGCAAGGCCCUCGCGCCCCUGUCGGCGGAGACAGGAGCCUCAGGCUCCCCAGGCGGAGCCAGCGGCGAGUCGGGGGCUUUGGCGCGGAAGGAGACAGUCGGUGGCGAGCUGGCGAAUCUGCGCCUGAAGAAUCUCCCGGCGGCUCUGAGGCCCACGUGGCACGCGCCCUGGAAGCUCCACAGAGUCAUCGCCGGACACCUCGGCUGGGUCACUUGUCUCGCCGUCGAUCCCACCAACGAGUGGUUUGCUACAGGCUCGAACGACCGCCUCAUCAAAAUCUGGGACCUUGCGUCCGGUACACUGAAGCUCUCUCUCACUGGACAUGUCUCCGCGAUUCGAGACAUCAAGAUCUCUUCGCGACAUCCGUACAUGUUUACUUGCGGAGAGGACAACCGCGUCAAGUGCUGGGACUUGGAGCAGAACAAAGUCGUGAGAGACUAUCACGGGCACUUGUCUGGUGUCUAUACACUCGCGCUGCAUCCGCAACUCGACAUUCUCUGCAGCGGAGGCCGUGACGCCGUUGUGCGCGUGUGGGACAUGCGGACGAAACACGAGAUUUACGUUUUGAGUGGACAUCAGGGAACAAUUAUGUCUCUGCAGAUGCAAGCUCUUGAGCCUCAUAUCAUCUCUGGCUCUCAAGAUAAAAUGGUGCGCUUGUGGGACUUGACUGCGGGGAAAUGCUCGGCAGUUUUGACCAACCACAAAAAGAGCAUUCGGGCGAUGGCUUUUCAUCCCCAAGAAUACUCCUUCGUCUCUUGUGCAGCAGAUAAAAUCAAAGUCUGGAGAAACCCACUAGGGCAAUUCGAAAGAAACAUCGAAGGCCACAAUUCCAUCAUCAACUGCUGCGCCAUCAAGGAGGACGGCGACUCUUCGAUCCUUAUUGCCGGCACAAAUAACGGCCAACUGCACUUCUGGGACUGGGCCUCCGGCUACAAGUUUGACACCAUUCAGUCUCGCGUGCAACCUGGUUCCCUGGAGAGCGAAAACGGAAUUUUCUGUUGUGCGCUGGAUAAAUCCGAGACACGCCUCUUAACAGGAGAAUGUGACAAAACCAUCAAGGUUUGGAAACCGGACGAAGAGGCAACAGAGGAAUCGCAUCCAUUGCAGUGGAAGCCGCAAAGAUCGAUAAAGCGCUACUAGAGCAUUUUCUGAAUUUGUCUCGUGCUGUUCAACACCCAAGAAACACGGGAAACUGGCUCUUCGCCUACGAGGUGCUCGUUCGUCGCGGUGCGGUGUAUGGAGUGUACGGACACAGGGGCUGCUGCUGCACGGGAAGUCCUUUGGCGUUCUGUGUUACCGAGUCUUUGUUAAUAACAUGGGGAAGCAAACAAGCGGGUUUUUCGGCUUGAACAUGCCAUGUGGUUUUUCCACUUCUCUACCGUUGAAUUGGCUGCGUACUGUUGAGAAAUAUCACCGGCAGACGAGUGUGCGACGAUAGUGCACAACCACAACAGCCCGGUGAAGGCGUGUAACGACGUAAGCGCCGCAUCAGAUGCUAAUCCUAGACGAGUAAGGGAUGAGCGCAUGUAUUACGUUCACUUCAUGCAAAACUGUCAUGCAAUGCAGUAGAUGGCAACAGCCGUGUUGUUGAAUCUUCUGGAAGAUCUCGCAGCAGCCUCUGAUAGUGUAGUAUCAACUCCCAG